AAGUCUAUCUAACCUCUUUUGUAUGUGUGAUUGUGAGGUGAGAGUUUCAUCCAGAAAAUUUUCAAUUUUAUCCAAAGAAAAUACAUAAAAAGCAAGAUUUAAAUAUAUACAUUUGUAUCUACAAUGGCUGAAACAAUGAAGCAAACUGUUGCGAGCAUGCUAAAUGGAAUAGAAAGAUACAACCCCGACAAUUUGCCCACUUUAGAGCGUUAUGUCGAAAUACAGUCAAAAGAAAACACCUAUGAUCUUGAAGCUAACCUUGCUGUUUUGAAACUGUACCAAUUCAACCCGCAUAGCUUUAAUUUGGAUGUUACAUGCCAGAUCCUUCUGAAAGCUCUAACCAACCUUCCUCAUACUGAUUUUAUUCUUUGCAAAUGUUUGCUUACUGAAAAACAGCUAGCAACUGACCCAAUUAAUCAAAUAAUCUACUUAGCCGACAUUUUGGAGCAAUGCGACUUUCAGCUGUUCUGGGCUAGAAUUCGCACUACUCCAGAACUGACUCAGAAAAUUGCUGGAUUCUUAGACUCGAUUAGGAAAUUUGUGUGUCAUGUGGUCGGAAUCACUUUCCAGACCAUUGAAAAGUCCCAUCUGGUUCAGCUAUUAGGUGAUCUUGAUGACAAGAGCCUUCAAGUUUGGGUAAAGAAAUAUGGAUGGAAUUUCGAGUCUAAUACUCUAGUUUUUAUUGGUAACCAGGACGAGAAUAUUAAGACAAAGAAUAUCAGUGAGAAGAUUGAUUUUGAUAGUGUGGGGCAUAUUAUGGCCGCCUGUCGUUAGUUUUACCAAGUAAAAUACAGAUUUUUUUCUUA
This is a messenger RNA of Anthonomus grandis grandis, 806 nucleotides long. RefSeq names its product eukaryotic translation initiation factor 3 subunit K (gene eIF3k). The coding region runs from base 124 to 774 and encodes 216 amino acids. Gene Ontology annotation, cellular component: eukaryotic translation initiation factor 3 complex; cytoplasm. Gene Ontology annotation, biological process: regulation of translational initiation. The record is from RefSeq and is a predicted model, not a curated record. The transcript is spliced from 4 exons. Gene Ontology annotation, molecular function: ribosome binding; translation initiation factor activity. Lineage: Eukaryota; Metazoa; Arthropoda; Insecta; Coleoptera; Curculionidae.